Messenger RNA from Australozyma saopauloensis, 642 nucleotides. RefSeq names its product DNA-directed RNA polymerase III subunit (gene RPC31). The record is from RefSeq and is a predicted model, not a curated record. Gene Ontology annotation, biological process: transcription by RNA polymerase III. Lineage: Eukaryota; Fungi; Ascomycota; Pichiomycetes; Serinales; Metschnikowiaceae. Bases 1 to 642 code for a protein of 213 amino acids. The transcript has a single exon. Gene Ontology annotation, cellular component: RNA polymerase III complex.
AUGUCAUUUAAGAAAAGCUCUGGAAGACCCAACUUGCUUUUUGGCGUCGGCUUGGAUGAUUUGAAAGCAGAGGAGCAGAAUAGCCAGAAGCCGUUCAUCGAGCUUCCUGUCCAUUCUGCCCUCAGUCCCUACGAGGAGAGUGCCGCCAAACAGACCAUUGCGUUACAAAAGCUUUUGUACAAUGGUCCAUUUUUCUCUGGCUCCGAGUCGCUGGCUCUAAAGGCAUCUGCUCCCCCUAUUGAGCGUUACUCGGACAGAUAUAAGCAGGUAAAGAAGGUUGGAACACUGAUAGACGAAUACCCAUAUCAGCUCGAAUUUUUUCCGGAGGAAUUGUAUUCUGUGAUGGGACUUAGUAAGAAAAAGAAGGCUUUGCUCCUGUCUGCUUUUAAGGCAGAUGGUGGACUCGCCUCGUAUGAGAUCUCCCUGCAAGGUGAAACAGUGGAUGUAUUGGAGAAGCUCAAACAUAUGGCUGAGGAGCUAGAUGCGAACGGAAAUGCACAGGAAGGAGAUGAAGGACUCGAGGAAGAUGAUAUCGAUGACCAUUUCGAGUCAGAUGAUGACAACGAUUACAAUGCUGAACGGUACUUCGAAAACGGCGAUGACGACAUGGGAGACGAUGAGGAUGACGAGGCUGCUUUUUAA